ACUUUUCUUUUUUUUGCAAAGGAUGUUGCUUCAAUUUUCUUCUGAGCCAUUUCCAUUUCGUUCAUCGCAAGGAAGGAACUCGCCUGAAGGGCUUUCACUUUCAGGAACUUCAAUGUCACUUCAUUCAGAUUCCUCCACCACAGAUCAGUGAAUUUGAAGUUUCUGGAACCAUUUAUGUUCUAGUUACCAGGUUAAGUUGGAGGAGAAUUCGUAUGGAUUCAGCAGUCGUCUGUGUUUGAUCGUUUGUUUUCUCGCAGAGUAGCCAAGGAAAGGAAAGGACACGAGAUUUGAUUUGAUUCUUUUGUUAAUUUGGAACUCAAUUGAUAAUUGAGUUCAGUCUGGUUCUACAGAGUUUAUUGGACUCUGCCGAAUUGCUCCAAUGGCUGGCAUCAGGAUUUUCAUUCUGAAGUCGAUUUAUACUUCCUCACGCUCUUAUUUGAACCCGUACUCAUCUCAAUCUUACAAGCCUUACACCAAAAUUUCCGAGUACGUUGACCGGGGUCUUAGACCGAGUACUGUUCUAAAUAAAAAAUGCCACAAUGAUAACUCUCGCCGCACGAAAAACACUUCGGGUACUGGUUUCCCAAGGGCAGCUUCUGUAUGUGGUUUAAAUAUCUCCAGUCACGGUGCAUAUCCCAUUGAUACAUUUUUGCCUGCAUGGUCGGUGAGAUACUGGAGAACUGUCCCUCUUACUUCACCCGGCCAUCUGUCAAAUCCUCGAUUGUAUUCAUCGGCUUCUAGCAGGAAAGCUGAUAUAACUGGAGACACUGGUGUUUCAGCAGCUUCUGCUGGUGUUGAAGCAGAUAUCAGUAACACCCAAGAUGUUGGAACUGGAAAGGAAUGGCUUGAAAGAGUUAAGGAUGUCUGGCAGAGUGCUGUAGAUGCAGCAUCUUUCACCGAGCAGAAGGCUAAAGAAGUGUCUGAUGAAUUCACUCCUCACGUAGAUAAACUCUUUGAUUCACAUCCAUACCUUAAAAAUGUAAUUGUUCCUGUGAGUAUGACCUUAACUGCUACUCUCUUGGCUUGGCUGGUAAUGCCUAGGCUUUUGAGGAGAUUCCAUAAGUAUUCAAUGCGAGGUCCCGUUGCCUUACUAUCUGGAAGCAUAUCUGUUGAGGAAAUUCCUUAUGAGAAAAGCUUUUGGGGUGCCUUGGAGGAUCCUUUGCGAUAUCUUGUUACCUUCUUUGCAUUUUCUCAAAUUGGCAUGAUGGUUGCACCUACCACUGUUGCAUCAGAAUAUGUUACACAGGCGUGUAGGGGGGCUGUCAUUCUUUCCCUUGUCUGGUUUAUUUAUCGCUGGAAAACAAAUGUGCUGUCUCGAGCAUUGGCCUCCCAGAGUUUUUCAGGGCUUGAUCGGGAAAAGUUGCUUACCCUAGACAAAGUUUCAUCUGUUGGCCUAUUUGCAAUCGGAUUAAUGGCUUUGGCCGAGGCAUCUGGGGUGGCUGUUCAGUCUAUGUUGACCGUUGGUGGCAUUGGAGGAGUGGCCGCUGCUUUUGCUGCGAGGGACAUACUUGGGAAUGUUUUAAGCGGCUUAACGAUGCAGUUUUCACAACCCUUCUCUCUCGGAGAUACAAUUAAGGCUGGUGCUAUUGAAGGUCAAGUUGUGGAAAUGGGACUAAUGACAACAUCAUUACUAAGCGCUGAAAAAUUUCCAAUCGUUGUUCCAAAUUCUCUAUUUUCUAGCCAGGUAAUUGUAAAUAAAUCGAGGGCGCAGUGGCGUGCCAUCACCAAGAAAAUUCCUUUGCAAGUUGAUAAUCUCAGUACUGUUUCUCAGAUAUCAGAUAACAUUAAGAGUAUGCUUAGAUCUCACCCAAAAGUGUUCUUGGGAAAGGAGGCUCCUUAUUGCUUUCUCUCUCAAAUUGAGAGUACAUAUGCAGAAUUGACAAUUGGUUGCAACCUUAGAAAGAUGAGUAAAGAUGAGUUAUUCUCCACGGAGCAAGAUAUCCUCCUUCAGUCAGUACAGAUCAUUAAAGAACAUGGUGCAACCUUGGGUAGCACCAUGUCUGAUUGGACGAACCAAUGAUGAUUCGAUGCACAAUUGAAAGGAGAAAUGUCACGUAAAUGGGCGACAUUUCUCAAUGCGACAGGAGAGCCAGGAGUUCAAUCAUGUCCAUUUUGAUAGAGCAACUCAUCCAUCAAUGUAAAGUUCUGAACACCACCUUACAAAAUUUCCAUGUAGAAUUCUUGUGUGUUUGUAUUUUUGGUAGUUGACAGAGAAUGGAAUGUUGGAGAUUACUGCUGGGCGCGGGCGCUGGCACAGGCAUGGACAUUUUCGUAAAGCUUAACAAGCAUUUUCGUCUGAGAUUUAACUAUUUGAUGCAAUGGAUUUCUUCAUGUUUUGACAUUAUUGUGAAUAUUUUUCUUAUUUCCAGAAAAGAAAAGGGAGAGAAAAAAAACAAAAAAAUUGUUGUGAAAACGGCAGCAGGUUUGGCCAAGAUUGUCUAAUAGCUUUUAUGUGAUCUUUGGCAA
Momordica charantia (bitter melon) is the source of this 2466-nucleotide messenger RNA. RefSeq names its product mechanosensitive ion channel protein 1, mitochondrial. The record is from RefSeq and is a predicted model, not a curated record. Gene Ontology annotation, cellular component: membrane. Gene Ontology annotation, biological process: transmembrane transport. Lineage: Eukaryota; Viridiplantae; Streptophyta; Magnoliopsida; Cucurbitales; Cucurbitaceae.